CCCGCCGCCAGGCCGGAAAAGCCGUAGUCCUGUGAUUGCUGCUCGCCGGGGCUCGGCGGCGCCCGGCGUGGUUGCCAUGGCGCCGGUUGCUGCGGCAAUGAGGUGGUGGCUGCUACUAGUGCUGAGUGCAGUGGGGUUGGGGGCCAAGGGCGUCCCACAGGCCCCCAACAUCCUGCUUCUGCUCAUGGACGACAUGGGGUGGGGCGACCUAGGGGUAUAUGGAGAGCCUUCCAGAGAGACUCCGAAUUUGGACCGGAUGGCCGCCGAGGGCAUGCUUUUCCCGAACUUCUACACAGCCAACCCCCUGUGCUCACCAUCAAGGGCGGCCCUGCUCACUGGACGUCUCCCCAUCCGCAACGGCUUCUACACCACUAACGGGCAGGCCAGGAACGCCUACACGCCCCAGGAGAUCGUGGGCGGCAUCGCGGACACGGAGCUCCUCCUGCCUGAGCUGCUGAAGGGGGCCGGCUACGCCAGCAAGAUCGUGGGCAAGUGCUGUCUUGGCCGUGCUGGUGGGACCUCCCGUCUUGAAGCUGUGACUGCCCUGCACUGA
Molecule: messenger RNA, 553 nt
Organism: Hipposideros armiger (great roundleaf bat)
Lineage: Eukaryota; Metazoa; Chordata; Mammalia; Chiroptera; Hipposideridae
Gene: GALNS
Product: galactosamine (N-acetyl)-6-sulfatase
Exons: 6
Coding region: 77-553 (158 amino acids)
Molecular function (GO): arylsulfatase activity
Source: RefSeq, a predicted model, not a curated record